AGGAAAUGUUCCUGAGGAGAAAGUAUUGAGACAGUUUCCAAAACUUCACUCCAUAAUUUUCCUUCAAGCAGGCAGGCAGGCAGACAAACAAACCCCAGGAUGAGGAGCCUUCUUCGUCUUCUGGCACUCUGUGCUGCAGUCUCUCUCUGCAUCUGCUAUGACUCUCAUGAAAGCACAGAAUCCGCUGAAGAUUUGUUUGUGCCUCCAAACCGAGCCAACUCAUUCAUUCCACCACAGAGAGGCAACAUAUAUAUCCCAUCCAGAGGGAAUGGCUUCGGCAGUUACAACUUCAGGAGGACAUUCAAGUCUCCAGCAGAAAGACGCGCAGAGAUCUGCGAGGACUACUCCCCCUGCCGCUUCUAUGCCUAUCGCUACGGCGCCCAGCAUGCCUACAACAGAUACUUUGGCGCUAGAAGUCAACCACGGCGGCCUGCUGUGACUCGCCGAUACUAAGCUGGACCUCACAUGCAAAAGUCUCAUUAUCAUCUGGUCCUUUAGUCCACAUAUCAUCAGUCUUUAGAUAAUUUAUGUAAUUGUUUUUGUGGGCUCUUUUGGCAAGAAAACUGUUUUUAUAUAUAAACACCAGAACUUCCAGUCAAUGUGGCUCAAAUCCCACAGCAGCCCAUCAUUAUACUCAUGUAGAAAUUUACAGCCUGUUUCUUGUGUAAUCUCAGGAUGACUUUUAUCAAGUAUCACUGCAUGAUCCCAGCAUUUAUGAGAUUUACGGGAUACGCUCGAGUGAAGCGUUUGGCUCACUUUCCGCUAACCAAUUCUUACAAUCUCCACUUACUUAUGCUGUCAAUAAACAAAUAAAAUGACUUUUCAUGGG
This is a messenger RNA of Neolamprologus brichardi, 829 nucleotides long. RefSeq names its product matrix Gla protein (gene mgp). NCBI's taxonomy places the organism in Eukaryota, Metazoa, Chordata, Actinopteri, Cichliformes, Cichlidae. The record is from RefSeq and is a predicted model, not a curated record. Gene Ontology annotation, molecular function: calcium ion binding. Gene Ontology annotation, cellular component: extracellular region.